GAAAUGCUUUGAAUACUUGCGACAUGGCCGCUCACAUUGAUUGCCAAGAUUGACAGCUCUGCGUCGUCUUCUCUUGUCUCUGAGAGAGAGGGAGAUAAAGAGGAUAGAUAACAACAAAAGCUCCUUGCAGUUUUGACAAUUAAACUUCAUAGAAAGAACGGGAUCCCCUCAUAUAGCCAGUGGGAACCACAACAGACUUUAGUUCUCUUUCCUUUUCUCUACAGAUAGUAAUCGUUAUGUUUUAACAUAAUAUAGCGCGAAACACACGACUCGGGAUACGAUACCGUCGGGACCUGCAUCUCUCUUUUCUCGGCUGAUCUCAAGGACUAUCUGCACGUGGACUUGUGGUUUUGCGAGAGAGAAAAACAUUUCCGAACUGGAUCCGGCAUAAAGAUAUCGACUCCCUGACGCAUAUGGUGCCAAUCACUUUCAUGAGUUCAGAAUCAACUAACCAGUGAUCGCUGGGUGCUGGGGGUUUAGUCUUUCUGUUUGUAACCCCACACGCUGACAUGGAGGGCUUUCUUCGUAGCAGCUUUUUACUGAGCAGAAUAAUGUCUUCCAAGCAAGCCACCUCUCCAUUUGCCUCCGUCGCCGAUGGGGAGGAAGCCAUGAGUCAGGACCACCUGUCCUGGGAUAAGGAGGAGAGUGCCGAGACCCACGGGACACCCCAGCUGCCCCUGCACAGCCUGCUCCACAGCAAGGGCUCCAUGGACGAACUGCAGCCCCUCAGCAGUGUCCCUCCAGAGAGUGACUGGGACAGCAUGGUGUCAGCCCAGCAGCGCAUGGAAUCUGACAGCAAUAAAGUAUGUUCCCUGUACUCCUUCCGGAAUAACUCAACCUCCCCACACAAGCCUGAGGAGGGGGCCCGGGAGCGCGGCGACCUGCUGAGCGGAUCUGCGUUCGGAACUCCGGAGCGCCGCAAAGGAAGCCUGGCCGACGUGGUGGACACACUGAAGCAGAAGAAGCUGGAGGAGAUGACAAAGUCAGAGCAAGAUGAAUCCAGUUGCAUGGAAACACUUCUGUCAAAAGACUGGAAAGAGAAGAUGGAAAGGCUCGACACCGGUGAUCUUCUGGGAGAAGUUAAAGGUACUCCAGAGAGCCUGGUAGAGAAGGAGCACCAGCUGAGCACCAUGAUCACUCAGCUGAUCAGCCUGAGAGAGCAGCUCCUGGCCGCUCACGAUGAGCAGAAGAAGCUGGCCGCCUCACAGAUGGAGAAACAGCGACAGCAAAUGGAGCUGGCCCGCCAGCAACAGGAACAGUAUUAUGAAGAAGGGUGUUCCAUGAUUGCCAGACAACAGCAGCAGCUUCUGCAGCAGCAGCACAAAAUCAAUAUCCUCCAGCAGCAGAUUCAGGUCCAGGGUCACAUGCCUCCGCUCAUGAUCCCUAUUUUUCCACACGACCAGCGCACCCUGGCAGCAGCCGCCGCAGCCCAGCAGGGCUUUCUCUUCCCACCGGGAAUCUCUUACAAGCCAGGUGACAACUACCCGGUGCAGUUCAUUCCAUCCACAAUGGCAGCUGCGGCAGCAUCAGGACUCAGCCCCCUCCAGCUUCAGCAACUGUAUGCCGCCCAGCUUGCCAGCAUGCAGGUCUCUCCUGGAGCCAAGAUGCCGCCACUCCCCCAGCCUCCCAACAACAGCGGGCCCAUCUCUCCCUCCGGCCUGAAGAACGACAAGAGAUGCUCCAGCCCUAUCACUCAAGUCAAGGAGGAGGGAACGCAGCCUCUCAACCUGUCCGCCCGGCCCAAGACGGCAGAGCUGGUCAAGUCCCCCACAUCCCCCACACACAGCCUGUUCACAGGCAGCAAGACCAGCCCCAACAGCCUGUCCAAGAGCGGCAUCCCCAGUCCCCUCGGAGGCAUGGGCCGUGGGUCUUCUCUGGACAUCCUGUCCAGCCUGAACUCCACAGCGCUGUUCGGGGACCAGGAUGCGGUGAUGAAGGCCAUCCAGGAGGCCAGGAAGAUGAGAGAACAGAUCCAGAGAGAGCAGCUGCAGCACCACCAGCAGGGCAUGGAGGCCAAGCUCUCUGCCCUCACAGGCAUGGGCCUCAACAACUGCAGCAGGGCUGACAAGAGCUGGUUCACUGAGUACAUUGAGCGGGCACACUUUGAGAGCCUUGGUCACCACCUUAGCAAACUGGGAGAGGAUGGCAAAAUUGGCCACAGAGUCAUUGACCUCACCAGGCCAGAGGAUCUGGAUGGGUGGAAAGCUCUGAAUGGCUCUGGUACCGGAGCAGAUAAACCACAACAGUAUUAUUGUUGGCCUACAGGAGGUGCCAGCACAGCCGAGGCACGGGUCUACAGAGAAGCCCGGGGGAGGAACAGCAACGAGCCCCAUAUCAAGAGACCCAUGAACGCCUUCAUGGUGUGGGCCAAAGAUGAGCGCCGCAAGAUCCUCCAAGCCUUCCCAGACAUGCACAACUCCAACAUCAGCAAGAUCCUGGGCUCUCGCUGGAAGUCUAUGACCAACCAGGAGAAGCAGCCGUUCUAUGAGGAGCAGGCCCGUCUCAGUAAGAUCCACCUGGAGAAGUACCCCAACUACAAGUACAAGCCCCGGCCCAAGAGGACCUGCAUCAUCGACGGGAAGAAGCUCCGCAUCGGCGAGUACAAGCAGAUGAUGCGCUCGCGACGGCAAGAGAUGAGGCAGUUCUUCACUGUGGGGCAACAACCGCAGAUCCCCAUCAGCACCAGCGCCGGCGUGGUCUACCCUGGGGCCAUAACCAUGGCAACGACCACACCCUCCCCUCACAUGACGUCGGAGUGCUCCAGCGCCUCAGCAAGCCCGGAGCCGGCCAUUCCCGUCAUCCAGAGCACCUACAACAUGAAGAUAGAGCCCAGUGCCAUGUUAACCAAUGACCCCAUCAUCAACAGAGAGGUAGAUGAGAUGGACAUGUACGAGGACUUUGACGAGGAGCCCAAAUCGGACUACAGCAGUGAGACUGAGACACUGGAGCCCAUCGUCAGCGCCAACUGAGGCCUCUCAACACCUGAGCCGGGACAUACACACAUUCAUACUGGAGAACCAUCCCCAGGGCGGAAGACAGACUGAAGGAGGAGAAACAAAAGAACAAAAAAAUCCAGAACAAAAAGAAAUGGUUGUGUUGAUGCAUCAUUUAGGAGCCUGCAUGCAUAUGUGGCUCCGUCAGAAUCAACAGCUAAAGGUCUUAAAUGUUUCUUACAGUGUGUGAAGCAGUUUGGUUUAGUUCCUUUUGUUUUUUAUUAUCUCAUCUUUUAUUUUUUGUGUUUUGUUCAUGGACAUAUACACAAUUAGGUUAUUGCCCAUACAACUUUGGAUGACAGGACUUGAAAUGUAACGUUUGAUAUGAACCCAUAAUUCUUACAGUCUUACUUUUUUUCUUAUGAUAUAUAUAUAUAUUAUUAUUUUUCUCUUCAGUUAAAUGCUUUUGAUAGAUUUCAUUACUGUUUUUGAUGGGAGUUAUAUAUUCUCACUCAGGUAUGCUGUGCCAGCCAACAGCUUGUGAAUGUUUUAAAUACGAAUUUAUUUGAAACUAUUUAGAAAACAAAAUAUUUGGAAAUUCCUAUUAACUAAAAACAAACAAACAGAACAAUUCCACAAUUCUGGGACAUAAUCAGACUCCCUUAUUAUUAAUUGUAUUAGUAUUAUCAUUAUUAUAAUUAUUAUUGGUAUUAUUAACAUACUGUACAAUUUUGUGCAGAUUUGCCAAACGUUUCAAGGUUUUUAUCUCUUAAAUAAUUUGUUUGAGUCUCGAGGGAGAGACUCGAGUCUAAGACAAUCUCUUAAUAUCUUUGUGCGGCUUCAAAAUCCAGUUUCUUUAUAUACCUUCUAUAUUGAAACACUCAGGAAUCUGGAGACAGUGUGCCGUGUCUAGGGCAGGAACAGGAAGUGAUGCAAUAGCUUCAGGUGUGGUUGUUCAUAAUGGCAGCUGUUCUCCAUGGAGACCAAUGCGGUGACCAACAGGACCUUCUCUCACUGUCCCUCUCCAGCUCAUGUCACCAGCCCAGUCUAACACAGAGCACUAUAACACUCCCCUCACACUCUCUGCUCAUUCUUCAACUCAGUCUUACCAAGUUCUUAAUCAGAGUGAUUGUAAUCAGGCCAGAAUUCCAAGGGGCCAAAGGCAUCCAAUCUGUGGGAUUGGAAAGGCAGCAAAAGGCAGCUUUGGGGGCAUUAUAAUCACAAAUUGCUGUUUUACAAUGUGUAGCUACAGUACAUUCGGUUAAACACUUUAGCCCCUACUGGGGCGGCAAGUUUUAAAGUCUUUGGUCUUAACAUUUUUUUUUUUUUUUUUAAUCUUAAGUAUUUUUUCGACAUUGUAAAUCUUAAAUUGACACGGGAAGGUCUUAAAGCAGAGUUAACUACUGCAGCAGUCUUAAGAGAAGAGGCAGUGUGUGAGGGAAUAACAUUGUGCUUUUAUUAAAGGAGGGUUACAGACAAGGUAUUACAUUUUAACGAGUCAUAUUAAACACAACAGUAUUUCAUAAGCCACACCAAAGCUGUGAUGGUGAUUCUCUACAUUCAAGCACUUAGAUAUUAACACUUACUACUUCAUUUUUCAACUGAGUUAAUAUGUUAUAUUGAACAAAAUGUUUGUUGUUUUAUAAUGGCCAGUUGCCUAUUUUACAUAAAGUUAAAUGUAAGUAUUUUAGAGCAAUUGAAAUUGCACUUCUGUAUUUUAUUUACAUACAGACAAUGAGUAUGAAAUAUAACACAAUCAAUCAGCUCUUAAUCUUGUGACAAUCAGUCACAAACUGAAAGUCCUUUAUCUCUUGAAUGGUCCUUUUACCAGUUGAACAGAUCCCAGGUUGUUACCUAUGGAGAAACAUCUAGAGAUGGCCAGCAGUCAAGGCCUUACUGUCCAUAAUGUAGCCCUCCUACAGGCCAGAAGGACUAAGUGCCUCCCUCUCUGCCCUGCCCUGUCUCGACCCCUUCCCAUGGCAACCCCCACACCCAGGGGGUGCCAUCUGGCUCAGAGUGGCAGGCAGCGCUAUGCUGGAGAGAGGAGAGAGGGGGAACAAUAAGGACGGGGAACGUAGCGCUUAUUGUGCUCUCCAUCAAAGCACAGACAGUGAGGCCUCCACCCUGGCUCCCGCCCUGGCCCAGCCACUAGGCGCUGGCGAGCAGAUGGAACAAGUACAUCAAGCUGUGGGGGAUUACUAAAAUGACUGACGAGUGGAUAUCAUCUCAAAUGCAGCAUUAUUAAUGCAUGAGCCCGGCUAUUCUCCUCCCGUGCCCUUGAACCUGUCCAUUUCAGACCAAGCCCAGAGGUUUAAAAUGAUCUAAAUGGCUGGUCACCAGCGCUGGCUGUCUACAUGGCCAAGACUCCCUCCUACUGCUGGUCACUGCAUUACUCUCCCAGGUCUAAUUGAUACAGAUGGCUCUUUAGUACUUAAAAUUUUUCUCGACCCAUUCAGAGCUGGCUUUUAUUGUGUUGUGUCCACGUUUGAAGCAUUUAUCUUAAGUCUUAGAAGUUUUUAAGCACCUCAUUAUUAAUUUCCAUUUCGGUUUCUUUUUCUUUUUUUGGUUGGUUGGUUUCUUUGUUGCUAUUGUUGUUUUAAGGUACAAUGCUUUUUUCUAGGAUUUCCUCCCAUACACAAACCUAAACGGAUUUCCUCCCAUACACAAACCUAAACGGAUUUCCUCCCAUACACAAACCUAAACGGAUUUCCUCCCAUACACAAACCUAAACGGAUUUCCCUCCAGGUCCACAUGUCUAGGAUUUCCUCCCAUACACAAACCUAAACGGAUUUCCUCCCAUACACAAACCUAAACGGAUUUCCUCCCAUACACAAACCUAAACGGAUUUCCUCCCAUACACAAACCUAAACGGAUUUCCUCCCAUACACAAACCUAAACGGAUUUCCUCCCAUACACAAACCUAAACGGAUUUCCCUCCAGGUCCACAUGUCUAGGAUUUCCUCCCAUACACAAACCUAAACGGAUUUCCUCCCAUACACAAACCUAAACGGAUUUCCUCCCAUACACAAACCUAAACGGAUUUCCUCCCAUACACAAACCUAAACGGAUUUCCUCCCAUACACAAACCUAAACGGAUUUCCUCCCAUACACAAACCUAAACGGAUUUCCUCCCAUACACAAACCUAAACGGAUUUCCUCCCAUACACAAACCUAAACGGAUUUCCUCCCAUACACAAACCUAAACGGAUUUCCUCCCAUACACAAACCUAAACGGAUUUCCUCCCAUACACAAACCUAAACGGAUUUCCUCCCAUACACAAACCUAAACGGAUUUCCUCCCAUACACAAACCUAAACGGAUUUCCUCCCAUACACAAACCUAAACGGAUUUCCUCCCAUACACAAACCUAAACGGAUUUCCUCCCAUACACAAACCUAAACGGAUUUCCUCCCAUACACAAACCUAAACGGAUUUCCCUCCAGGUCCACAUGUCUAGGAUUUCCUCCCAUACACAAACCUAAACGGAUUUCCUCCCAUACACAAACCUAAACGGAUUUCCUCCCAUACACAAACCUAAACGGAUUUCCCUCCAGGUCCACAUGUCUAGGAUUUCCUACCAUACACAAACCUAAACGGAUUUCCUCCCAUACACAAACCUAAACGGAUUUCCCUCCAGGUCCACAUGUCUAGGAUUUCCUCCCAUACACAAACCUAAACGGAUUUCCUCCCAUACACAAACCUAAACGGAUUUCCUCCCAUACACAAACCUAAACGGAUUUCCUCCCAUACACAAACCUAAACGGAUUUCCCUCCAGGUCCACAUGUCUAGGAUUUCCUCCCAUACACAAACCUAAACGGAUUUCCCUCCAGGUCCACAUGUCUAGGAUUUCCUCCCAUACACAAACCUAAACGGAUUUCCUCCCAUACACAAACCUAAACGGAUUUCCCUCCAGGUCCACAUGUCUAGGAUUUCCUCCCAUACACAAACCUAAAUGGAUUUCCCUCCAGGUCCACAUGUCUAGGAUUUCCUCCCAUACACAAACCUAAAUGGAUUUCCCUCCAGGUCCACAUGUCUAGGAUUUCCUCCCAUACACAAACCUAAACGGAUUUCCCUCCAGGUCCACAUGUCUAGGAUUUCCUCCCAUACACAAACCUAAACGGAUUUCCCUCCAGGUCCACAUGUCUAGGAUUUCCUCCCAUACACAAACCUAAACGGAUUUCCCUCCAGGUCAACAUGUCUAGGUUUUUAAGCUGUUACUUCUGUUUUCUGGUUGAUUGGUUGAUUUGUACGUGAUUUGUACAUAUUUCUAUGUCCAUGCCUAACCAAUUCAGUGGGCUGGUAGUUACAAAAGGACUGUUGAUAGGACUGAAACUUGACUGCGCUUGUAUAACAAACAAAAACAAACAAAAAAACGAUGAACUUAUAUCUCGCAAGGAGACAAUGUUUUAUAAGUGUUAUAAGCACUGGAUAUAAAUUGUAUUUUUAUCAAUUCUGACUAAUGUGAAGCUGUUGUACCAGAAAAAAACCUGAAUGAACAAAAGUCCCGAUGAGUUGGACUCGUGGGCUCAUUCUCACAGUUCCCAGAUUUGAAUCAUUUUUCAGUCGUCUUGUUUUGUUUAUUUAUGCAAAGACAUGUGUAGUGAAUGAACACUUUGUCUAAGCUCCAGGGCCACCAAGGGGAGAGAGACAGCGCACGAGAGAGACUGAGCAGUAAACUCGACAGAAGGCUUGCAUAGUAACUGGUUAGCUGAGAAACACCGGAUUUCAGACACGCAUUUUAUUGGUCACAUAUGUUUUGUUUUGUAUAUUGUAUUUGAAGCUAUAUAGUGAGAAUAUACAUUUUAUUGUAUUUAUUAGCCACUGUUGGCUCUAAAAUUGUCAGUAGAACAUAAUGAAAGGACAAUCAGAGAGAAAAAAAAUAUGUUUAAUGAAUUGGAGCUUCAUUUUUCAAUAAAUUCACCAUUUCAUUAUAGAUUUUAUUGUAAAUACAACAUAGGAAAUAGAAUUAUAUUUUUGUUCAUAAGUACUUAGUGAAGUUUAAGUUAUGUAUUUGGCUGUUCUUUUUUUCUUCCUUUUUUACAUCAGUGUAUGUUGAUCCAUGUUCUUAAAACUGACAGGUCACUGUACGUCAUCUAGAUUCUGAUUAUUUCUCCCAGUUGAAGAGAGCAGUACUGGACUGUUGAGAGAGCAGUACUGGACGGUUGAGAGAGCAGUACUGGACGGUUGAGAGAGCAGUACUGGACGGUUGAGAGAGCAGUAUUGGACGGUUGAAGAGAGCAGUACUGGACGGUUGAGAGAGCAGUACUGGACGGUUGAAGAGAGCAGUACUGGACGGUUGAAGAGAGCAGUACUGGACGGUUGAAGAGAGCAGUACUGGACGGUUGAGAGAGCAGUACUGGACGGUUGAAGAGAGCAGUACUGGACGGUUGAAGAGAGCAGUAUUGGACGGUUGAAGAGAGCAGUACUGGACGGUUGAGAGAGCAGUACUGGACGGUUGAAGAGAGCAGUACUGGACGGUUGAAGAGAGCAGUACUGGACGGUUGAGAGAGCAGUACUGGACGGUUGAAGAGAGCAGUAUUGGACGGUUGAAGAGAGCAGUACUGGACGGUUGAAGAGAGCAGUACUGGACGGUUGAAGAGAGCAGUACUGGAAGGUUGAAGAGAGCAGUACUGGAUGGUUGAAGAGAGCAGUAUUGGACGGUUGAAGAGAGCAGUAUUGGACGGUUGAAGAGAGCAGUACUGGACGGUUGAGAGAGCAGUAUUGGACUGUUGAGAGAGCAGUACUGGACGGUUGAGAGAGCAGUAUUGGACAGUUGAAGAGAGCAGUACUGGAAGGUUGAAGAGAGCAGUAUUGGACGGUUGAGAGAGCAGUACUGGACGGUUGAGAGAGCAGUAUUGGACGGUUGAAGAGAGCAGUACUGGACGGUUGAGAGAGCAGUAUUGGACGGUUGAAGAGAGCAGUAUUGGACAGAGAUGUAGCUGAGAUAGACAGACAGGCCCCUUCUUGCUAGCGUUUCAAUGACCUCCCUCAGACAAUUCAAGGAGCCAAUCAAAACCCAAGCCGUACUCCUAAGCCUUAGACAUUAAGGACAAACAUUCUUUUUAUAAAUAAAUAACUUAAUUUGUAUCUAAUUACAUGCAAAGUCGGUACAAAUAAAGUACUCUGUAUCUUUCAUAGGGACAGUGCUAAAAUUCAUCUGAACAACAAGCAGUUAAGAUGCAUAUGUUUUUAUUAUACAACUUGCGUUUGCAAUCAUGACUCAAUCCUAGCGACAUACCUUAUCACUUGUGUUUUGUGUUUUUCACAGCCCUCAGUGGUUAUACUGUUAUGUGCCAAAUUUGAACGGAGGGGUUGACAGUAGCAUAAAUGAAUAGCUACAUUUUAAUUGCACAUCUGCAUGCAUUUGUUACAUUUAAAAUUAGAAUGACCCAAGAGGAUUUUAUUCAUUGGCAAGUUCUUGGGGAGCUGAAAUUGAAGGGAGUGUGCAAAUAUGUAUUCGUUUUAACGUGGCACAAUGCAGAGCCACUCGUGUGUAUUCUAGGCCUAUACUCUUUUUGUCCUUUUCUAUAUGUUGCUGACCUUUUUGAAGGUAGCCCAUCCAGCCAUCAGCAAAGUGUAGUCAUGACCUUUUCUAUGUGUUGCUGGCCUUUUUGAAGGUAGCCCAUCCAGCCAUCAGCAAAGUGUAGUCAUGACCUUUUCUAUGUGUUGCUGGCCUUUUUGAAGGUAGCCCAUCCAGCCAUCAGCAAAGUGUAGUCAUGACCUUUUCUAUGUGUUGCUGGCCUUUUUGAAGGUAGCCCAUCCAGCCAUCAGCAAAGUGUAGUCAUGACCUUUUCUAUGUGUUGCUGACCUUUUUAAAGGUAGCCCAUCCAGCCAUCAGCAAAGUGUAGUCAUGACCUUUUCUAUGUGUUGCUGACCUUUUUAAAGGUAGCCCAUCCAGCCAUCAGCAAAGUGUAGUCAUGACCUUUUCUAUGUGUUGCUGACCUUUUUAAAGGUAGCCCAUCCAGCCAUCAGGAAAGUGUAGUCAUGACCUUUUCUAUUAAUCCAUCUGUCUCUCAGCCAUGUAAAUGCGAACAAAAUUCAACAAUUGAAGACAAAGCUUGUAUGCUGUUUCAAUAACUUAACUUAACUGUAAUUAUUUUUUUUCUGUCAUUGAACUUUGUGAUGUAUAUGGUGGGAAUGUUCUCUGUGUUAAUUUAAUUAGCACAAUUCACUGACAUGCUGGACUGACAUGCUAGCUGCUGUUCAGGAGUGUAACAUUUGCUGUUGGGGACAACUUAUACAGUUGUCAAUGGUACUUUGCUUUCUAGAUUCAUUUUUUGUCUCUCAAGCAACACUGUGUGUGGCUCUUCUGUCGCUGGGGCUGUUGCUGUUUUGAAACCGCUGGCAGACUGAUACAGUUUUCUGCGUAGAAAUCAAUUUCUUGGCAGGUACCUAGGCCCAUGGCAGGUAUUGUUUGGGCGUAACUAGAGAAAAUGAAAUAGUGUCUGUUGCUGCUUUGAAAAAAAGUUUUAAUUCUGAAAAUGUAAAUAGUUUAUCAUAAUAUCUUGUACAGUCCAGUGUAAAGUUUUUAAUUGAACUUAAAAAAAGGUUGCCAUCACAUUUGUGUUCACUUUCUUCUUCAUACAGUACAAAAGGACAGCUACGUGCUGAGGAUAUUAUUGUUCAGAUAAAAAAGGAAAAGGUACUAAAAUAUUUUAUUUUGCUUGGCUUCAAAAUGUAAACCAGCAAGUCUUUGGUUUCCAUGUGCAGUAUUGACGUGAGGUAAACUUAAGGUGAAAUAAUUCUACAGUGGUAUGUAUUGGAGACCAGUCUCCUCUGUGUUGGUAGUAUUAAUACACUAUAUCAAAUAAAAUACACCAGAUGACUGACACAUUUGGGUGUAUCUAGGCACCUUAGUAAUGUGUGCAAAUAUCUAGGCUGUGUUCCCCACAGGAUGCAUUCAGGCAUAUUGUAAUGUAACAUCAUCUUUCUGUAUGUACUCAAUCCAUUGAUGUAACAAGGCAGGAGUGGGUUGUUUAACUGCCUGUUUAAGCUCAUUUACCUCAAGAGUUUCCUCCUUUUGCGUAAAAGAGUAAGAAAUUGUGUGACAAAGUCUCACCAUCACUCCCAUAUUUUGUACUGCUGUUGACACUUACAAAUUAAAGAGACAUUUUGUUUUAAGA
Messenger RNA from Oncorhynchus kisutch (coho salmon), 11057 nucleotides. RefSeq names its product SRY-box transcription factor 6 (gene sox6). The coding region runs from base 510 to 2969 and encodes 819 amino acids. Gene Ontology annotation, molecular function: DNA-binding transcription factor activity, RNA polymerase II-specific; RNA polymerase II cis-regulatory region sequence-specific DNA binding. Gene Ontology annotation, biological process: cell fate commitment; positive regulation of chondrocyte differentiation; regulation of transcription by RNA polymerase II. Lineage: Eukaryota; Metazoa; Chordata; Actinopteri; Salmoniformes; Salmonidae. The record is from RefSeq and is a predicted model, not a curated record. The transcript has 20 exons. Gene Ontology annotation, cellular component: nucleus.